UGUACAGUGAGUUGAGUAAUGAACGCACAAGCGGCUGUCUGACUGUCUACGCGUCUCAUCAGUGCGCGUUCAGCGCGUCUUCUGCUGCCUCUACACACUGGGCUGGGAUAAGCCGACAGCGGCGUCAUGAUCUGCUGUCUUCCGCUUGCAGCGCAGCAACAACAACAACACUUUCAAACGUCUCGUAUUUAACCAGCGGACUGACUUCGGGGAACCGCAGCGGACGGUUAACGCAGCCGGCGAGGAUCUUGCGCAGUGGCGGCGGACACUUCGAGUGAUGUCGGCUGGCCGUCACUCUUGACAUCGGCCUCCCCUCUCAGACGCGCGACGGAAUGGGAUCAGUGCUUGUGAAGUGAAGAGACAUCGGAAUGUUCUUGUUUGUUGGAUCUUCAUCCCAGUGAGCAGUCUGUCUGUUUGCAGCGCAGGUCUCACUGACAGACAGACGCAACAUAUUGCUGCAACCCAAACCCCUCAGUUUCCUCUCCACCACCGGCCAAUCAAAUGCACUCAGAAAAUAAACUCACCAAUCAUGGCAAGCAAGUGACUAGUGGGGCCCAAUCACAGCUUCCUAAUGUAAACCAAGCGCAGCAGCAAGGACCUGCUGGCACCCAGGGUACAAAGAGCAGUGGGUCCGGGAACCAUGGAGCCAAAUCCAACCAGAUUUCUCCUGGCAACCCUGGAUUGAAGAGCCUCAGUCAAUCAAGCGCUGGCGUUGGAGUAGGUGGGAUAAUGAAGACCAAGGCCAAGAGGGAAAGGAGCGUCUCCAUGGAUACAGGAGACCAAAGAGAGUCAAUCACUCCUGUGUUGGAGCCUGAUGUCAAAGUAGAGGGCGUGAUGCGCAGCAAACGCCGGUGUGUGUUGGAGAGAAAACAGCCGUACAGUGGUGAUGAAUGGUGCUCUGGGGCUGAAACCGAGGAAGAGGAUGAGAAACCUCUAUCUACCACACAUCGAGAGCAUGUGAUGUGUCCUAGUCAGGCUCACUCUGGUUCAUCUACAACUGGUCCUGUAAAUGAUCCAGGAGGUCCAGGUUUGGGCUCUGGUCACGGACCCGGUAUUCGCCCAGACCUGCAUUCUCGCCCAACUCAGCAAAUCUUGUAUGUUUUUACCACCAGCCUAGCCAACAGCGCUGCAGAAGCAGUGAUGCAUGGCCACACAGAUUCCAUUCUCUUGUAUCACCAGCAGAAUGUCCCCCGCUCCAAGCUGGACCAGUCUAUUGGAGUUGGAAAACUCACCAACCUAAGUGAACAGAUCAGCUCUAGUCACACUCCACCCAUUGGCACACCCAAAUCCCAAAGCGGUACACCCCGGCCAGCUUCUGUUGGUGUUGUGGGAGGACAUCUUCCAGGUACCAGCACUCCUUCCACAGGCCAUCCAGAUGGUGAGCCAACCCAAAGUCAUAGAGGAGGAGGAAUGACAGGGAGCAACAGCCGCUCUGCGGUUCAUUCGAUGGGUCCAGGAGGUGCUGGCCCGCAGUCUGUAGGGAUUUCUGGAUCAGAUGGACUGGACAGGCCAGGUACAGUUCCCCACCAUGGUGCAGGUGUGUCUCCUUCCUCAAGUCCUGCACACCGCCAGGGUGAGCCAGGCCAGCAAGGAGGACCGGGAAACACAGAUGGCCUCUCUAAGGAGCAACUGGAGCAUCGUGAACGCUCCUUGCAAACUCUUCGAGACAUUGAGAGGUUGCUUCUCCGUAGUAGUGCUGGUGCAGGUCAUGAGGAACCAAGAGGCCCUAACAGCAACCCUAAUGGCACUAAUGGCAACAACAAUAAUAGUAAUGAUGGCGUUAGAGGGUUGGAAGAUGGAGAAAAUGGUGGGGGCGGUACUGAUAACUACCACAAUAACAAUGCUGGUAUGCCGCCUGGUGGAAUGAAAAAGUAUGAGGAACCAUUACAGUCCAUCAUCUCACAAACACAGAAUAUUGGUGGUCCUGGAUUGGAUGAAUCACUUAUGGGCCCACACCAUGGUAUGCCACCACACUCUCACCAUCUUUCCUCACCCUCAGGGUUAGAUAUGGGGCCACUGAUGGGGCCUGAAGGAGUUACGCCAGAGCAGCUUGCUUGGAGGAAGCUGCAGGAAGAAUACUACCAAGAGAAAAGGCGACAACAGGAGAUUAACCCUCACCAACAUCCUCAGCAUUUUCGCAUGAUGUCAGAGAUGGGCAUGCCUGGUGGCCCUCCAAUGCUCAUAAGGGGCCCCCCACCCCCAUAUCACAGUAAACCUGGUGAUCAACAGUGGGGGCCAGGGCCAAUGGUAGGGGGAGGAAUGGGAGGGAAUGCUAGAAUAAUGGACAUGCAUCAUGAGGGCCCUCGAGGGCCAAGGUUUCUUGGACAGAUGCGAGGCCCCUCGGGUGGUGGAGGAUACCCAGAAAGCCCUGGGGGAGUUUUAGCCAUGGAAGGGUUAGGGCCUCAAAGACCUUCAAGGCCAGGCAUGGGUUGGUUAGACGAAAUUCCCCCAAACAUGGGUGGUGGAGGUCCAUUUCAUGGGUGUUACCCUCCAGGGGGACCUGGUGGACCUCAGCAUUUUCAGGGAGAUUUGGAUCGCCCUCUAACACGGGAAGAGAUGUUUCGCAGACUACACAUGCAUCAAAUAUCUAGGCAGCAACAGCAAGCAGGGCUUGGAGGUCCGAGGAUGAUGGAUAACACUGGAGGACCAGGCUUUCCUAAUCCUGGAAUGGGAGGUGGGCAACCCUCCCGUGGCGAUCCAAUGGACUUUCCUGGUUCGCGGGCUAUAAUGGGCUCUCCCAUUGGUGGAGUAGGUAAUGACAGUGGCCCUACAAUGCGAGACAUAAUAGACUCUCCCUUGGGAGGUAAUCUAAACAUGAAUAUGGGCAUGAACAUGAAUCCGCAACAGCAGUUGUUGGCACAGAAGCUUAGGGGAGGUCCUGGACUUGGUGGCCCUCUUGGGGAGAUGUUGAACCCAGAAGACAUCUCUCGCAUUAGGGCUACACAAAAUGGUCGUGCUAACAAAGGAAUGAUCCCUGGUCCAGAAGGACCCCUUCAGUUUCCCAACCAGAGCUCAUUUCCUGGUAGUCAAGGUGAUGGCUCAUAUAUUCACCAACCAGGCCCUGAGAUGUUUGUAACAGAUCAACCAGGCCCCCCCCACAUGCACAGUACCACAAGACUUAGUCACAUUCCAAUGAACAGUGGCUCAAGGGGUAUAGAUCUUGGUAACCGACAUCCUCCUGACUUGUCCAUUAGUGUUAAUCCAAUAGGGUCCCCAGCCAUACCUCCAUCUCACCAGCUCAAAUCACCUUCUCUUAGCCAGGAGCCAUCACCUCUCAUGCCUUCACCUUCUGCAGCAGGCCUGAAAUCACCCAGCCACUUAGCACAGAGUGGUCCUCCUCACCCACCUCUACCAGCAGCUUCAGGGGCUGGAACUCCCUCCUCCAGCUCUAUCAAGUCCCCCCAGGUCAUGGGCCCUUCCAUUGGUCUUCGGUCACCAUCUGGCUCUCCUGGCCACCUUAAAUCUCCAUCCAUGCCUGUCGCUUCACCUGGCUGGACUGCCUCACCCAAGACAGCUAUGCCCAGUCCUGGGGGGGCAUCUAGUGUAAAGGUUGCCGGGAGCAGCUCCACGGAUACAGGCAUGUCUCUGCCACCUAGGAGUUCAAACUCAACACCCAUCAGUCAACCACCCAACUCUAUCAAUUCAAGUUUGCCUUUCACAUCCUCACCAGAUGCCCCCCCAUCCCAGAAUCCUCUUUCCCUUAUUAUGUCUCAGAUGUCAAAGUAUGCCAUGCCUAGCUCCACUCCACUUUACCAUGAAGCCAUCAAGACAAUUGCUACAUCAGAUGAUGAGAUGCUACCCGAUAGACCUCUCAUGCCUGGAAUCAACAUGUCAGGAAACAUGGGAAAUCAUCAGUCUGCGCAAAUGCUGCUUUCCUCCCAGGGUUCAUUGGGACCUCACAGUGGUCCGCAGAGUCCCAUGGGAAUGGUUCUCCAAGGAGGUCAGCAGCUAUCACAUGACCCGUCUGGGCCCAUGCUCCCAUCCCCUAACACAAUGGGCAUGCCAGGAAUGGCCUCAGCAAUAAUGGGAGGUGGCGGGGGACCUCCUGAUGGAAUAGGAUGUAAUGUUUCCCCACUUCACCCUCAGAACCAAAUGGGGGGAUUCCCUCGAAUGCAGGGACCUCUUCAUUCCCCUAUUGGUAUGGGACAACAGUACCCUCAACGCCCUGAUGAUGUUCUACCCCCUCAACAGAUGCACCUUCUAAAUAAAGGCAUGUCUCACCAGCGACCUCCUCACCAAUCAGACUCUUUUCCAUCCUUAUCCAUGGGUGAUGGUCCAGACCUGAGUGAGGUCAUCAGGCCCACACAUACAGGCAUUCCCGAGUUUGACCUUUCCCGUAUCAUUCCUUCGGACAAGCCCAGCAGCACCCUACAGUACUUCCCCAAGAGUGAAGCCAUGUCCCAGCAGAAUCCUCACCAGGGUCAACCGCCUCAACAGGCUUCUUCUGCUCAACUUCUCAAGCAGCUCUCCUCAUCUGGACCGCCCCAUAGUGUCCCAUCCUCCAACCCCCACCUUGCUAACCUACAGAACAUGAUGGCUGAGCAGCAGCUGCCUCUACACCCAUCACAAACACAUUGUGGAAUGCGCCCAGGUAUGGGCAUGCCUCAGAUUGGCUCAAGGGGCAUGGGUUCAGGUGUUGGGAUGGGGCCCAUUUGCCACCCAGGGCAUAUGAUGGGCAGGACAGGCAUGUCUCCACAACAGCAGCUUCAGCAACAACACCAUCAUCAGCAGCAGCAGGCCAUGAUGGCUAACAACCUCUUACAACACCCCUCCCACCCUCCCCGCGGCAUGCUUUCUCCACAGCAGCACCCUCAUAAUCUCAUGGCCCAGCAGAAUCUGAUGAUGAUGCAGGCUAAGCAGCGGGGCAUGGCCCUGCCCGGGGAGCACUUUGGCCAACAGGGCCCCCUCAUGUCUCCUCAGGGGCCUAUGAUGGGACCCCCACAUUCACAGUCAGGCAUGAUGGGCCCUCAGAGUCUUAGACAAAGGAGCAUGUCACUGGACAGCCCAUUGGGUUACGGACCUGGAAAUAUGGCCAACAUGCCCUUUUAAUUGGGCUUCUUUAGAAAACUGUAAAAACUUUGUUUCUUACUGGUUACGUUUUCAUUGCUGUCGAUUUAACUGUGGCAUCAAAUGCUAAAAGCAUUGCUUUCAGUUAUAUUUUCUUGAUGCUGAAGUGAACUUUGGGAGAAAAGCUAGCUGUUGAGGAAUAUCAUUACAAUUAAGUAAAAUCUAAAGCCAUUUUUAAAGAUAUUUGUAAGAUAUGUAUAUUUCUAAUUAAUGUGUUUGAUUGCAAAGGUGAAAGCAGAAAAAGCCUAUGGGUUUUUAAGUUCUACUUACAUUCUGGCUACCAAACUGUUGUGGAAGGUAAUAUAUAAAUAUCUAUAUAUUAAUAUAAAGUAUAUAUAUAUAUAGUUGCUGUAAAUAAGAUGCAUUUUGUGCUUGUUUGCAACUGUUCUGUAUACUGUGUUUUAUUAGAAAUAUAAUAACAAAUAAGAAAAAGAUUCUGUUCAGCAA
Molecule: messenger RNA, 5514 nt
Organism: Paramisgurnus dabryanus
Lineage: Eukaryota; Metazoa; Chordata; Actinopteri; Cypriniformes; Cobitidae
Gene: bcl9l
Product: bcl9 like
Biological process (GO): negative regulation of transforming growth factor beta receptor signaling pathway; canonical Wnt signaling pathway; positive regulation of transcription by RNA polymerase II
Cellular component (GO): beta-catenin-TCF complex
Molecular function (GO): beta-catenin binding; transcription coactivator activity
Source: RefSeq, a predicted model, not a curated record